Messenger RNA from Geodia barretti, 789 nucleotides. The record is from the annotation of a GenBank genome assembly. Lineage: Eukaryota; Metazoa; Porifera; Demospongiae; Tetractinellida; Geodiidae.
UUGCGCGUGUCCGAAAUCGGACUCACCCUGACCGAAGUGGCCCCCGGAUGGUCCGCAGAAGACGUUCGCGCGAUGACCGCAGCCUCCAUCAGCAUCGCUCCUGUCCUGCGGGAGAUGGGCUUCGCUUUCCCGCCGGGCAAGCCGCCCAGCAAGGUCUACGCCGACGGCCCAUCCGCCAUCGCGGACUUGCCCGACGGCGCCACCGUGUUCAUCGACGGCUUUGGCGGACCUGGCGGCAUGGCCCACCACCUGCUUGUUUCGCUUCGGGAUCGGGGCAGCCGCGCCUUGACCAUCGUGAGCAACACCGCCGGGAUCGCCCGCGUCGUCAGCUUCGGCACUCCGCCAGGACGCACCGCGAUCGACCAUAGCGUGCUAGUCGAGAACGGUCAGGUCGCCAAGGCCAUUGCAUCGUUUCCGGUCUCGCCCUCGGUGUCUCGGCCGUCCGAGUUCGAGCUGGCCUAUCGUCGGGGCGAGGUUGACUUGGAGUUGGUACCCCAGGGCACUCUCGCGGAGCGCCUUCGCGCCGGCGGCGCCGGCAUCGAAGCUUUCUACACUCCUACCGGCGCUGGCACCCUCAUCGCCGAGGGGAAAGAGAGCCGGGUGAUCAACGGACGCGAGCAUAUCCUGGAACACGGCCUGCGCGCGGACUUCGCCCUGAUCCGCGCCUGGAAGGCUGACACCCGGGGCAACCUGGUGUACCGGGGCACCUCACGCAACUUCAACGCGGUCAUGGCUCCGGCAGCGCAGGGUUACCGUGGUCGAGGUCGACGAGAUAGUGCAACCGGGUGA